AUGCUGUCUGGGAGCGCUAGCCACUGGUGGAGGAACAGGUUUUCCAUGAGGUGGCGACAGACCUGCUUGCUUGCCUAUUGGCUCUCUCUGUGUGCAGCAGACUCCCUCUUCACUUGCCCUUCCUCCUGCAAGUGUAACAGUGGCAGUCUGGAAGUGGACUGUAGUGGCUUGGGCCUCUCAUCCAUCCCCUCAGACAUUCCUACGAACACCAGAAUCUUCCUCUUCCUCAACAACAAGCUAAGCACACUGCCAGGACCAGUCUUUUCUAAUCUCUCUGCCCUACAGAGGCUGGACCUUUCCAACAACUUCUUGGACCAGCUGCCCCAGAACAUCUUCAAUGACCUAGGGAACCUCACCGAACUACAGCUGAGGAACAACAGUAUCAGGACCCUGGACAAGGACCUUCUGCAGCAGAUGGCCCUACUGCGCCAGCUAGACCUAUCCAUCAAUGGCCUUGCUCAGAUACCCUCAGGAAUCUUCGAUGACCUCCCGGCUCUCCGCUUGCUCUCCCUCAGGUCUAACCGCCUACAGAGCCUAGACAGGGUGACCUUUGAACCAUUAGUCAGCCUGCAGCAGCUCCAAGUUGGGGAUAACCCCUGGGAAUGUGACUGCAACCUGAGAGACUUCAAACACUGGAUGGAAUGGUUCUCUUAUCGAGGAGGAAAGAUUGACCAGUUGGCGUGUACGCUGCCCAAGGAGCUGCGGGGGAAGGACAUGCGAAUGGUCCCCAUGGAGAUGUUCAACUACUGUUCACAGCUGGAGGAUGAGAACGGCUCCACUGUGCUGGACAAUUCUGGCCCACCAUGCACUAAAGGAAGCCCGACUCCUUCAAAAUCCAAGUCAGGGCCAGAACCUGAAGUGGAGCCGAGCGUGGGGUGCCCCCAGAAACAGAGAUACCGGCCGGUUAGUGUGCGCCGAGCCAUUGGCACUGUGAUCAUAGCUGGGGUGGUGUGUGGCAUCGUGUGUAUCAUGAUGGUGGUGGCAGCAGCUUAUGGCUGUAUCUACGCAUCCCUCAUGGCCAAGUACCACCGAGAGCUGAAGAAGAGGCAGCCGCUAAUGGGUGACACAGAGGGUGAACAUGAAGAACAAAAGCAAAUCUCCUCUGUGGCAUGA
Messenger RNA from Emys orbicularis (European pond turtle), 1113 nucleotides. RefSeq names its product leucine rich repeats and transmembrane domains 2 (gene LRTM2). The transcript has 3 exons. The record is from RefSeq and is a predicted model, not a curated record. Gene Ontology annotation, cellular component: plasma membrane. The coding region runs from base 1 to 1113 and encodes 370 amino acids. Gene Ontology annotation, molecular function: protein binding. NCBI's taxonomy places the organism in Eukaryota, Metazoa, Chordata, Testudines, Emydidae.